AAUCUUACAUCAGGAUCACUGACUUCCAAUAUCGUAGGGACGUUUAUAGCAUGUCCCUGAUUGAGGUAGGAUACCAAUAACAGGGCAAAGUCUAUCACGAGUGGACCCGAGGCCACCGUUGUUGUGACUCACCCAACUGAGAAACACUCCUAUUUCACAAUAGAGGAUUAGAGGGACAAUGAACGAGUCAUGGAAGCUGAUAAUUCUACAAUUAAUAGCAGUGGGGUCUCAAGCAAGCCCUCUGACGUAGCAGACCACACUGAAUAUGCUUCUUCUCCAGCUGAGCAAACCACACAGUGCCAGGAUGUUAAAUUUGAAGGUCAGCACAAGAGGGCGGUAUCUCGUUACAUUACAGUUGAAGUACCUCUCGCCCUAACAGUUCUCACGUAUCAACUGAUAGCAACAAUGAAGGCUGAAUAUCUCCACGAUCGACUCUCAGCGAAAUACAAUCAUUCGCUGAUCCACAAUAGCUCAGCAUCGACGUGUGGGCCAAGCACAAAUUUAAACGAAAGCCAUAUCGGAGAUAUGAUUCAGGCUGAAACCUCCACAUGGCUUCUCUACCUGGGUCUAGCGUAUUCCAUCCCGGGUGUCUUCAUGGCUAUUCUUGUCGGUUCCCUGAGCGAUACCUUCGGCCGCAAACCUGCUCUGUGUCUGAACAUCAUAGGGAGCUGUCUACUAUCCACGGUAUACCUAUUCAUCGUCUAUUACCAAGCGCCGGUCGAGUACCUGCUGAUAGGAGACUUUAUCUCCGGCGUGACCGGAGGUCAAGCCUUGCUUCUUUCGACCGGUGCGGCUUAUGUUGCGGAUGUGACGUCAGAAAAGUCCAGGACGCCACGAAUCAUCUUUCUCGAGACAAUAUUCUUCAUAGGUAUGGGUGCAGGGCAGAUCUCCCUUGGAACGGCAUUGCAGUACAGUCCGGAUCACUCGUUCAGAAAGUACCUAGCACCACUAUGGCUGGCUCUUGGUUGCGCCCUAGCGUCACUUGUGUAUACCGUUCUUCCUAACGUCCUGAUAGAAACGGUGGAUAGACGGAAUAGAAGAAAAAGUGUAGGAGUAAGGGUGUUGGUAUCUGGGAUUGUUGAUAUAAUCAGGAUAAACAACAAUGGCAGGCGAUUAAAGGUGAUAAUGUACACGGUUGUCAUGGUUUGCAUAGUCAUUACAGCCAAGUGCCAGUCGCAAUUAACUAUAGUAUACAGUCUCGGGGAACCGUUCUGUUUCAACCCUCUGAUGGUUUCUAUUCUGACCGUCGUUGGUUUAUCAAUCCAAGCUCUUGGUAUGAUAUUCAGCGGUGCUGUCCUAGGUCGUAUUUUGAGUGAGAACUGGAUUCUUCAGCUAAGUUUCUGGAAUACCGGACUUUUUUUUCUUAUCGUUGCUCUAGCACAAAAAGGUUUUCAAUUAUUUAUAGCUGCCGGUAUCGGGGUGUUUGGCGCCAUAUGUUUCCCUGUCGUACGAUCACAACUCUCCAAGCUAGCUAGUGAACAUGAAAGAGGUCUGAUGUUGGCGUUUGUCGGAUGCAUGGACAGUAUAGGGACCUUAUUGACACCCAUCAUCCUGAAUAAUAUUUACUCAGAGACCGUCUCGUUUUAUCCACCUUUGGUCUUCUUCUUCAGUGCAGCGUUUGAGAUCAUCCCUACCGUCUGCGUCGGUAUCCUACAGUGCAGGCAUAGAAGAGAAGUUAAAUAUCACGUGAUCAAUAGGGAGAACAUUGAAGAACACAGUGAAGCACAAUGACGUCACAAAGCAAUCAAUCGGACAUCUGGCAAUGUGUCGUGAUCGACGUUUACUUUUUUUCGCAAUGGAAAUCUACAAUAACGCCAAUUAACUUGUUUUGUUACGCAAUGGAAGUGUCACCGAAUGAAGUGGACUUUUCGUGUCUAAACUGGACGGGGGUAGGUGGCUCCUAAGGGACACGCAAACGCAAAAAUUUGACGUAUAUCUAUGCAACAUAUUUUUCGUUUUUUACGUUCAAGACGUGAAAAUCCACAAAAUUGAAGUAUACCUUUGCCUGGUAAUUGUUUUCGUUUGUCUGUACUCAAUGGCCCUGAAGGGACACGCAGACAUGAAAAUCUGCGUCCGAUAUUCACGUCUGCGUCUCCCAAAAGGGACGCGCAGACGUGAAUAUUGGACGCAGAUUUUUUCUUCUUCACGUUUUGGACGUAAACAGACAAUAAAACCCUUGCAUAGGUGUACGUCAAUUUUGUGGAUUUUCACGUCUUGAACGUGAAAGACAAAAAAAUUGUUGCAAAGGUAUACGUCAAAUUGUUGCGUUUGCGUGUCCCUAAGGAGCCACCAUAUAGAUAGACAAUUUAUUCUCAAAAGGACAAACAAGUGCCCAAUAGGCCCUCUUCAUACACCCAUGCGCUGUGGUAGGAGGUUGCCAUUUUCCCCAGCACCGCACGACCACAUGCAGAUUAACAGCGGUCAUUUACAUUGUGAUGGGGGUACGCCCCCCCCCCCCCCCCAUCAAAUGAUUACACAGUAAAAAGAUCCAAGAGAGAAAGGGAGACAGAGGAAGAAGAAAAAAAGAAUACGGAUGAAGACAAGUAUGAUGGGCCCCAUCUGAUCUACACACCCUUCCCUAAGAGCGCGGAUCCAGGAUUUUGUAGGGGUGGGGGCCCAAAUUUUAAAUCAAUUUGAAAUGUAGUGUGCUGAAAUAAGAAAGUCGUGCUGGCCAAUAUUUCGCUCGGGGGGGGGGGGUAAUUAGUGAGCACUCGUUUUUUUUUUGGGGGGGGGCCCUCGAAAAUUUGAAAAUUUGCAUCUCCCAAAAAGGUAACAUUAACGUUAAAAAAAUGUAAAAAUACACAUUCUUUGAUACCAGUCUCUAGCUGAUUGAUAGAACCUGACGUAGUUUACUCGUUUUUAUAGAAUUCUUAACUCACCAAAUAUUUACUAUAUUUUUAUGAAGCAUUAUAGUUAUAUAUGUAUAUUUUGUACGUACUGUACACUGCCAAAAUGUUUACGUAUAUUCUCAAUUACAUUUGGCAAUGUACAUAACUCAAAUAUCGAAUGUACGGUGUAUACUAUUAUGUAACAAAUAAAGUCAAAUCCAAGUCAUA
Messenger RNA from Strongylocentrotus purpuratus (purple sea urchin), 3056 nucleotides. Its product is annotated as proton-coupled folate transporter-like. The record is from RefSeq and is a predicted model, not a curated record. The coding region runs from base 190 to 1731 and encodes 513 amino acids. Gene Ontology annotation, biological process: transmembrane transport. Lineage: Eukaryota; Metazoa; Echinodermata; Echinoidea; Camarodonta; Strongylocentrotidae. Gene Ontology annotation, molecular function: transmembrane transporter activity. Gene Ontology annotation, cellular component: plasma membrane. The transcript has 11 exons.